Molecule: messenger RNA, 2748 nt
Organism: Momordica charantia (bitter melon)
Lineage: Eukaryota; Viridiplantae; Streptophyta; Magnoliopsida; Cucurbitales; Cucurbitaceae
Gene: CPSF30
Product: cleavage and polyadenylation specificity factor 30
Biological process (GO): regulation of mRNA splicing, via spliceosome; mRNA splicing, via spliceosome
Cellular component (GO): nucleoplasm
Molecular function (GO): mRNA binding; metal ion binding; N6-methyladenosine-containing RNA reader activity
Source: RefSeq, a predicted model, not a curated record
AAAAUUAAUUUCUUCUUCUCCUUCACUUGUGAUGCAAAACCCAAACCUGCAACUCCCUCCAUUGCUACUCUCCAGUAUCUUCUCGCUGUUUUGAGUUUUGAGCUAUGAUCUGCUUCAGAACCCUAAUUUCUUAACCUUCCCCUUCCCUUAUGGAGGACCCGGAGGGAGUUCUCAGCUUUGAUUUCGAGGGCGGCCUCGAUGCCGGCCCCACCAACCCCGCCGCCACCUCCUUGCCUCUCAUCCAGUCCGACCCUUCGGCCCCGCCCGCCGCCUCCGCCGUCUCCAGCUCUGGGCCCGGCGCCGUGGGUCAUGCCGUCACAGUUGAAGCGGGUGGCGCUGUGACCGGCAACGUCGGGAGCCGGAGGAGCUUCCGGCAAACUGUUUGCCGGCAUUGGCUCCGCAGCCUAUGUAUGAAGGGCGACGCCUGCGGCUUCCUUCACCAGUAUGAUAAGUCGCGGAUGCCCAUUUGCCGGUUCUUUCGUCUCUAUGGCGAGUGCCGCGAACAGGAUUGCGUGUACAAACAUACCAACGAAGAUAUCAAGGAGUGUAAUAUGUACAAGUUUGGUUUCUGUCCAAAUGGUCCAGAUUGUCGGUAUAGGCAUGCAAAACUUCCUGGACCUCCACCUCCAGUGGAAGAAAUCCUUCAGAAAAUACAGCACUUGAGUUCAUAUAAUUAUGGUCCCUCAAACAAAUUCUUUUCACAACGGGGAGCUGGAUUAUCCCAUCAAAUCGAAAAACCUCAAUUUCCUCAGGGGCCAGCCACAGUUAAUCAAGGAGUGGUGGGAAAACCCUCUACAGCAGAAUCUGCUAAUGUCCAACAACCGCAAGCUCAACAGUCUGCUCAACAAACCAGCCAGACUCAGAUACAAAGUCUUUCUAAUGGCCAGCCCAAUCAAUUAAACAGAACUGCGACGUCUUUGCCUCAAGGAAUAUCUAGGUACUUUAUUGUUAAAAGUUGCAACCGCGAGAAUUUGGAAUUAUCUGUACAACAAGGGGUAUGGGCAACUCAAAGAAGCAAUGAAGCUAAACUUAAUGAAGCUUUUGAUUCUGCUGAUAAUGUUAUUUUGAUUUUCUCAGUCAAUCGGACUCGACAUUUUCAGGGUUGUGCAAAGAUGAUGUCCAGGAUUGGUGGAUCUGUCAGUGGGGGCAAUUGGAAAUAUGCACAUGGAACUGCACAUUACGGGCAAAACUUUUCACUCAAAUGGCUGAAGUUAUGUGAAUUAUCCUUCCAGAAAACUCGCCAUUUGAGGAAUCCAUAUAAUGAGAACUUACCAGUAAAGAUCAGUAGAGAUUGCCAAGAGCUAGAGCCCUCAAUUGGUGAACAGCUGGCUUCUUUGCUUUAUCUUGAGCCAGAUGGUGAACUCAUGGCAGUCUCGCUAGCAGCAGAGUCGAAACGAGAAGAGGAGAAGGCAAAGGGAGUUAAUCCUGAUAUUGGAAGUGAGAACCCAGACAUCGUCCCAUUCGAGGACAAUGAAGAAGAGGAAGAAGAAGAAAGUGAAGAGGAGGAGGAGGAGAGCUUUGGCCAGUCCGUUGGUCUUCCAGCUCAGGGAAGGGGAAGGGGCAGGGGAAUCAUGUGGCCCCCACACAUGCCAAUGGGACGUGGUGCCAGACCCUUCCAUGGAAUGCAGGGUUUUCCACCUGGGAUGAUGGGUCCAGAUGGGUUGUCUUAUGGACCUGUUACACCUGAUGGAUUUCCCAUGCCAGACAUUUUUGGCAUGGCUCCCCGUGGUUUUGGUCCAUAUGGUCCUCGAUUCUCUGGUGAUUUUAUGGGUCCUCCAUCUGCUAUGAUGUUUCGCGGACGUCCUUCUCAACCUGGGGCCAUGUUCCCCCCUGGUGGUUUUGGCAUGAUGAUGGGUCAAGGACGCGGUCCCUUCAUGGGCGGGAUGGGGGUUACUGGUGCUAACCCAGCUCGACCUGGCCGGCCUGUGAGCGUGUCUCAAUUGUAUCCACCUCCAGCAGUACCCCCAUCUCAGAACAUGAAUCGGGUUGUGAAGCGGGAUCAGAGGGGGCCGGGUAAUGAUCGAAAUGAUAGAUAUAUUGCGGGUCCAGACCAAAGCAAGGGCCAGGAGAUGCCAGGAAGUGGACAUGAUGAUGAGAUGCAAUAUAAACAGGGAUCAAAAGCUUAUCCUGAUGAGCAAUAUGGCAUAGGAACCACGUUUAGGAAUGAAGAGAGUGAAAGCGAGGACGAGGCGCCUCGAAGGUCAAGGCACGGAGAGGGGAAGAAGAAGCGGAGAGGCUCUGAAGGAGAUGCAACUGUAGUCUCUGAUCAGUGAUCUCCUGUAGUUGUAAUAUCUGGCCGAACAGCCUCCGUUUCGCUGCUGACCAGGAGUAUCUUCCUACUUAGGCAAGGCAUCAUUGAACUUAACUUAGUGUUGUAAGUUCUAAAAUUGGAGUACUUGACCUUCAUCUCAUUCUCUUUUCCUCAUUUGUUUUAUACAUUCAUUUUUAGGCAACUUCUCUAAACUGAUACAUUUCUGAGGAAAGUCAUAAUCCAUACAUUGUUUUACAAAUCUGUAAAAGAAUUCUCACAGGAUGUUCUGAAGGGAAGAGUCUCAUCAUAAAGUCGAUAUUCGAAUUCGAUGAUGUGAAGCUGUUAUGUUUUUCCCCUUGCACCUCCAUUGUUUAACUUCUUCCCCCAUUACAGAAAGGAAAGAAAAGGGGGGAGUCUGCAAUGUAUAUGUAAAAUCCAUGUCUGCAUCAUACAAGAUGUGUUAUGUCUAUGAUAUGGCACUGGCAGGCCCUUUUUCA